This is a messenger RNA of Ochotona princeps (American pika), 6091 nucleotides long. It is a transcript of the gene ADGRL2, whose product is annotated as adhesion G protein-coupled receptor L2. The record is from RefSeq and is a predicted model, not a curated record. Gene Ontology annotation, molecular function: G protein-coupled receptor activity; carbohydrate binding. Gene Ontology annotation, biological process: cell surface receptor signaling pathway; brain development; adenylate cyclase-activating G protein-coupled receptor signaling pathway. The transcript is spliced from 25 exons. Bases 650 to 5029 code for a protein of 1459 amino acids. NCBI's taxonomy places the organism in Eukaryota, Metazoa, Chordata, Mammalia, Lagomorpha, Ochotonidae. Gene Ontology annotation, cellular component: neuron projection; membrane.
UCUCUUUCUCUCUCCCUCUCUCGCGCUGUCCCUCAUUCAUUCACUCGCCCUUCUUUUUGCCAUUGUGCCAGCCCAAUUUAAAUGUAUCUGUUCCGUAUCUGUUCAAGUGGAGAUAAUCCAUGCAAAUCAGGAGCAGUGGCUUUCCACGCUCGGUUCACAGAGGACUCAGCUUGAGGAGGUCACUCGUUCACAGCCGCUCCUCCCAUUAUAUUUUUCCCUUAUUGCAGAACUGCUGUAUGUAUACAGUGACUGAAAGGACUCAAUUUACUGCAACUGCUGCCUGCCUUUACUUACAACUUUUUUUAUAAAGGAACUUACCUCCAUCUGUCUUUUCAAGGUCCAGACCACUUACUCUAAAUCACAUGACUCGGAAGACUAUGGAGCCGGCUUAGAUUCUGAAGAGCCUGAUGUUUCCAACGGACAUUCAUUCUCAUUUCUCUGAUGAAGACCUGCGGCUGCCCCUCAGGCUUCAUAAACUAUUAUCAAGACAGAGCCAAGGAGAAAAUCGGUGUUUAUGGCACAAUGAUAAAUUUCACCUUUCCCCAAAUGAUAUGAGGAUCAAUGAUGCAGACUGCUGGGCUCGAUGAAGCUGGGCAUUUAUAACUAGAUUCAUUAAGGAAUACAAAGAAAAUAUUUAAAGGGAUCAAUAAUGGUGUCUUCUGGUUGCAGAAUGCGAAGUCUGUGGUUUAUCAUUAUAAUCAGCUUCUUAUCGAAUACAGAAGGUUUCAGCAGAGCAGCUUUACCGUUUGGCUUAGUUAGACGAGAAUUAUCCUGUGAAGGUUAUUCUAUAGAUCUUCGAUGUCCAGGCAGUGAUGUCAUCAUGAUCGAAAGCGCUAACUACGGUCGGACAGAUGACAAGAUUUGUGAUGCUGAUCCCUUUCAGAUGGAGAAUACAGACUGCUACCUCCCAGAUGCCUUCAAAAUCAUGACUCAAAGGUGCAACAAUCGAACACAGUGUAUAGUAGUUACUGGAUCAGAUGUGUUUCCUGAUCCAUGUCCUGGAACAUACAAAUACCUUGAAGUCCAGUAUGAGUGUGUCCCUUACAUUUUUGUCUGCCCUGGGACCUUGAAAGCAAUUGUGGACUCACCAUGUAUCUAUGAAGCUGAACAAAAGGCAGGUGCUUGGUGCAAGGACCCUCUUCAGGCUGCAGACAAAAUUUAUUUCAUGCCCUGGACGCCAUAUCGCACUGAUACUUUAAUAGAAUAUGCUUCUUUAGAAGAUUUUCAAAACAGCCGACAAACAACAACAUACAAACUUCCCAAUCGAGUAGAUGGUACUGGAUUUGUGGUUUAUGAUGGUGCUGUCUUUUUUAAUAAAGAAAGAACAAGGAAUAUUGUGAAAUUUGACUUGAGGACUAGAAUUAAGAGUGGCGAGGCCAUAAUUAACUAUGCCAACUACCAUGAUACCUCACCUUAUAGAUGGGGAGGGAAGACUGAUAUUGACCUCGCAGUUGAUGAAAAUGGCUUGUGGGUCAUUUAUGCUACUGAGCAGAACAAUGGAAUGAUAGUCAUUAGCCAACUGAACCCAUACACUCUUCGAUUUGAAGCAACAUGGGAAACUGUCUACGACAAACGUGCUGCGUCAAAUGCUUUUAUGAUAUGUGGAGUCCUUUACGUGGUCAGGUCAGUUUAUCAAGACAAUGAAAGUGAAACAGGGAAGAAUGCAAUUGAUUACAUUUAUAACACUCGAUUAAACAAAGGAGAAUUUGUAGAUGUUCCUUUCCCCAACCAGUACCAGUAUAUUGCUGCAGUGGAUUACAAUCCAAGAGAUAACCAACUGUAUGUGUGGAACAAUAACUUCAUCUUACGAUACUCUCUGGAAUUUGGUCCACCUGAUCCUGCCCAAGUGCCUACCACAGCUGUGACAAUAACUUCUUCAGCUGAGCUGUUCAAAACCACAGUGUCAACCACCAGUACUACUUCACAGAAAGGCCCCAUGAGCACAACUGUAGCUGGAUCACAGGAAGGAAGCAAAGGGACAAAACCACCUCCAGCAGUUUCUACAACCAAAAUUCCUCCUGUAACAAAUAUUUUUCCCCUGCCAGAGAGAUUCUGCGAAGCAUUAGACGCGAGGGGGAUAAGGUGGCCUCAGACACAAAGGGGAAUGAUGGUUGAACGACCAUGUCCCAAGGGAACAAGAGGAACUGCCUCGUAUCUCUGCAUGGUUUCUACUGGAACAUGGAACCCUAAGGGCCCGGAUCUUAGCAACUGUACCUCACACUGGGUGAAUCAGCUGGCUCAGAAGAUCAGGAGUGGGGAAAAUGCUGCUAGUCUUGCCAAUGAACUAGCUAAACAUACCAAAGGGCCAGUGUUUGCUGGGGAUGUGAGCUCUUCUGUGAGGCUGAUGGAGCAGUUGGUGGACAUCCUGGAUGCACAGCUGCAGGAACUGAAGCCCAGUGAGAAGGACUCAGCUGGACGGAGUUAUAACAAGCUCCAAAAACGAGAGAAGACAUGCAGGGCUUACCUUAAGGCAAUUGUUGACACGGUGGACAACCUUUUGAGACCAGAAGCUUUGGAAUCAUGGAAACAUAUGAAUUCUUCUGAACAAGCACAUACUGCAACCAUGUUACUUGAUACACUGGAAGAAGGAGCUUUUGUCCUGGCUGACAAUCUCUUAGAACCAACAAGGGUCUCAAUGCCCACAGAGAACAUUGUUCUGGAAGUUGCAGUACUCAGUACUGAAGGACAGGUCCAAGACUUUAAAUUUCCUCUGGGCAUCAAAGGUGCAGGCAGCUCAAUUCAGCUCUCUGCAAAUACCGUCAAACAGAACAGCAGGAAUGGACUUGCCAAACUGGUGUUCAUAAUUUACCGGAGUCUGGGACAGUUCCUUAGUACAGAAAAUGCGACCAUAAAACUGGGUGCUGACUUUAUUGGCCGAAAUAGCACAAUUGCAGUGAAUUCUCACGUGAUUUCAGUUUCAAUCAAUAAAGAGUCCAGCCGAGUAUUCCUGACCGAUCCUGUGCUUUUUACCCUGCCGCACAUUGAUCCUGACAAUUAUUUCAAUGCAAACUGCUCCUUCUGGAACUACUCAGAAAGAACUAUGAUGGGAUAUUGGUCUACCCAGGGCUGCAAGCUGGUUGACACUAAUAAAACCCGCACAACAUGUGCAUGCAGCCACCUAACCAAUUUUGCAAUUCUCAUGGCCCACAGGGAAAUUGCAUAUAAAGAUGGAGUUCAUGAAUUACUUCUUACAGUCAUCACCUGGGUGGGGAUCGUCAUUUCCCUCGUUUGCCUGGCUAUCUGCAUCUUCACCUUUUGCUUUUUCCGUGGCUUGCAAAGUGACCGCAAUACUAUUCACAAGAACCUUUGUAUCAAUCUUUUCAUUGCUGAGUUUAUUUUCCUAAUAGGCAUUGAUAAAACAAAGUACACGAUUGCAUGCCCAAUAUUUGCAGGACUUUUACACUUUUUCUUCUUGGCGGCAUUUGCUUGGAUGUGCCUGGAAGGUGUGCAGCUCUAUCUGAUGUUAGUUGAAGUUUUUGAAAGUGAAUAUUCAAGGAAGAAAUAUUACUAUGUAGCUGGCUACUUGUUUCCUGCCACAGUGGUUGGAGUUUCAGCUGCUAUUGACUAUAAGAGCUAUGGAACAGAAAAAGCCUGCUGGCUUCAUGUUGACAAUUAUUUUAUAUGGAGUUUCAUUGGACCCGUUACCUUCAUUAUUUUGUUAAAUAUCAUCUUCCUGGUGAUCACUUUGUGCAAAAUGGUGAAGCAUUCAAAUACCUUGAAACCAGAUUCUAGCAGGUUGGAAAACAUUAAGUCUUGGGUGCUUGGCGCUUUCGCUCUUCUGUGUCUUCUUGGCCUAACCUGGUCAUUUGGGUUGCUUUUUAUUAAUGAGGAGACUAUUGCGAUGGCAUAUCUCUUCACGAUCUUUAAUGCCUUCCAGGGAGUGUUCAUUUUCAUCUUUCACUGUGCUCUCCAAAAGAAAGUGCGAAAAGAAUAUGGCAAGUGCUUCAGACACUCGUAUUGCUGUGGUGGCCUCCCAACCGAGAGCCCCCACAGUUCGGUGAAAGCGUCAACCACCAGAACCAGUGCUCGCUAUUCCUCUGGCACACAGAGUCGUAUAAGAAGGAUGUGGAAUGACACUGUGAGAAAACAGUCUGAAUCUUCUUUUAUCUCAGGUGACAUCAAUAGCACUUCAACACUUAAUCAAGGAAUGACUGGCAAUUACCUACUAACAAACCCUCUUCUUCGACCCCACGGCACUAACAACCCCUAUAACACAUUGCUCGCUGAAACAGUUGUAUGUAACGCCCCUUCAGCUCCUGCAUUUAACUCACCAGGACAUUCACUGAACAAUGCCAGGGAUACAAGUGCCAUGGAUACUCUACCGCUAAAUGGUAAUUUUAACAACAGCUACUCACUGCGCAAGGGGGACUAUAAUGACAGUGUGCAAGUCGUGGACUGUGGACUAAAUCUGAAUGAUACUGCUUUUGAGAAAAUGAUCAUUUCAGAACUAGUCCACAACAACUUACGGGGCAGCAGCAAGACUCACAACCUCGAGCUCACCCUCCCUGUCAAACCUGGGAUCGGAGGCAGCAGCAGCGAAGAUGAUGCUAUUGUGGCAGACGCCGCGUCUCUGAUGCAUGGCGACAACCCAGGACUGGAGCUCCAUCACAAGGAACUCGAGGCGCCACUCAUCCCUCAGCGGACUCACUCCCUCCUCUACCAACCCCAGAAGAAGAUGAAGCCAGAGGGCACUGACAGCUACGUGUCCCAGCUGACUGCAGAGGCCGAGGACCAUCUGCAGUCCCCCAACAGGGACUCUCUGUACACGAGCAUGCCCAAUCUCAGAGACUCCCCCUACCAGGAGAGCAGCCCCGACAUGGAAGAAGACCUCUCUCCCUCCCGGAGGAGUGAGAACGAGGACAUUUACUAUAAAAGCAUGCCAAAUCUAGGAGCUGGCCAUCAGCUUCAAAUGUGCUACCAGAUCAGCAGAGGCAAUAGCGAUGGUUACAUAAUCCCCAUUAACAAAGAAGGGUGUAUCCCAGAAGGAGACGUUAGAGAAGGACAGAUGCAGCUGGUGACGAGCCUCUAAUAGUACAGCUAAGAAAUGCCACGGCCGCAGUCAAGUAUUAACUAAGCAAAGACAGACUCCAGUGGCCUCGCGCAGCUCCCUCAGACACACGGCUUUGUGGACCUGUGGUUCUUCAGUGUAAAAAAAAAAAAAAAAAGGUGACUGAACCUUGCAGUUCUGUGAAUUUUUAUAAAACGGACAAAAACUUUGUAUAUACACAGAGUAUACUAAAAUGAGUUAUUUGUUACAGAGAAAAGAGAUGCCUACCAGGUAUUUUAAGAUUCUGCUGCUGUUUAGAGAAAUUGUGAAACAAGCAAAACAAAACUGUCCAGCCAUUUUACUGCAGCAGUUUGUGAACUAAAUUUGUAAAUAUGGCUGCACCAUUUUUGUAGGCCUGCAUUGUAUUAUAUACAAGACGUAGGCUUUAAAAUCCUGUGGGACAAAUUUACUGUACCUUAUUGUUCCUGACAAGACUUGGAAAAGCAGGAGAGAUAUUCUGCAUCAGUUUGCAGUUCGCUGCAAAUCUUUUACAUUAAGGCAAAGAUUGAAAACAUGUUUAACCACUAGCAAUCAAGCCACAGGCCUUAUUUCAUACGUUUCCUCAACUGUACAAUGAACUAUUCUCAUGAAAAAUGGCUAAAGAAAUUAUAUUUUGUUCUAUUGCUAGGGUAAAAUAAAUACCUUUGUGUCCAACUGAAAUAUAAUUGUCAUUAAAAUAAUUUUAAAGAGUUUGAAGAAACUAUUGUGAAAAGCUUUUGGUUGCACAUGUUAUAAAAUGUUUUUCCUUACACUUUGUCAUGGUAAGUUCUACCCAUUUUCACUUACUUUCCACUGUAUACGGUGUUCUGCUUUGACUAGUCCUUCUUCUCACAUUUAAAUUUCUUAUUGCCAAAACAACGUGUUUUAGGGGGAGAAAACUCUACGAAGCCAGUCAUGCUAUGCCUUGCACAAAUGUGGUGAAAUCUAGAAAAGGUUGUGUGUCACCCACUGUUUAUUCUGGAACAGAGGGCAAAGAGGGCAUGGGGCACUUCUCACAAACUUUCUAGUGAACAAAAGGUGCCUAUUCUUUUUUAAAAAAUAAAA